AAGCUAGUCUUUUUUUCGUUAUUGUUCCAAGGAGAAAGCAAAGAUAGCACACUCGUCCGGUGGAGACGCAGCGCAGCCUUAGCAGCGAAGCCGUUCUCUCGAAACCUGAGGUAUUCAAUUUUUUUUUUUUGAUUUAUUCGCGAGCACUCUUACGUCGUGCGUUCAGACCUUCUAGUGGUUGAUUUAGUAUUUCAGUAGAUUGAUAUGAAAGAACGAAGCAAGGAGUACGAGGGAAACGACUUGAGUCCAUCAUCAUAAUAUCGCUGCGUAUUUAUCUUUGGAGAUAGAUCUGAUGAAAAAUAAAGAAGCAAAGUGCAAACAAGAAAACUUCAAUUUCAGGCACUUGUCAACAUCGGCUUGAGUUUCGACUCAGGAAGCACGUCUGGCGUGUAUUUCGAUAUCCCGCCCUCCAACAGCGUCAGGACGACCGUGAGACAGCCGGUAUUUUUUAUUUGUUUUUUAUUUUCAGCGUGGACACAGUCACAGGUAGGUAAACGUAAACGUAAAAGCGAUAACAUGCAUCAGCACCAGGAUUGUCCGCAUCAUCAUCAAGCAUGCAUUUGGGGAUUGGUGGAGGUUAGUUUGUCCGCUGCAAGAAUUUAUUUAAAAAAGUGUAGCAGCUGCACGCUUGCAACCUCAAAUUGAAAUCAUCAUUUCCACUGCAGGUGAACGACGAAUAUUUACAUUCGCGUCUUUACUGCUGUCCAGGAUGACCAAAACCGCGCAGAAGCUGUUCAUUUCCUCCGCCGCCCUGGCGGCAGCGGAGAAGAAGAUGCAGGCACCAAAAGGAAAAAUCCCCCCUCCCAAUAUCGAAACGCGUUUUCUGAUUUUGGAUUUGCGUACACAAAUACGCUUUGUAACGCAGGAAGGCACUGCGGCCAGCUCCUCAGCCUAGGGAGGGG
Messenger RNA from Amoebophrya sp. A120, 902 nucleotides. The record is from the annotation of a GenBank genome assembly. NCBI's taxonomy places the organism in Eukaryota, Dinophyceae, Syndiniales, Amoebophryaceae.